Molecule: messenger RNA, 1780 nt
Organism: Arabidopsis lyrata subsp. lyrata
Lineage: Eukaryota; Viridiplantae; Streptophyta; Magnoliopsida; Brassicales; Brassicaceae
Product: F-box/FBD/LRR-repeat protein At1g16930
Exons: 4
Coding region: 188-1546 (452 amino acids)
Molecular function (GO): protein binding
Source: RefSeq, a predicted model, not a curated record
ACUAUUAUUAUUGUCUGCAUUUUAGAAAUGUCAAAGAUGUUAAAAAGAAAGCGAGACGAUCUCUGUGUCAUUUCCCCGGCGAAUUGACGGCGAUUUCGUCUUAUUCUUCCUCUUUCGCCGUCAUCUCUUUGGGAAAAUAAGCACAGACUAUAUAAUUUCACUGUAAUUCAGAGUUUAAGCAGACGACAUGGAUGUUGAGAACUCUGUCAAAGAGAAGCAGAGGAACUCCGAUAGGAUAAGCAAUUUACCUGAUUCUUUGUUAUGUCAGAUUCUCUCAGAUCUCUCCACAAAAGAAUCGGUUUGCACAAGCGUUUUAUCAAAACGAUGGAGAAGUCUCUGGUUACAUGUUCCUGCACUGGAUUUGGAUUCCAAUAACUUCCCAGAUGAUGAUGUUUUUGUGAGUUUCGUAAACAGGUUUCUGGUUUCUGAAAAUGAGCAACACUUGGAGAGAUUCAAGUUGAUCUAUGAGGUUAAUGAGCAUGAUGCUUCUCGGUUCAAGUCUUGGAUCAAUGCUGUGAUUAAGCGUAGAGUUUGUCAUUUUAAUGUUCAUAAUGAGGUGGAUGAUGAUGAUGAUGAUGAUGAGUUAUUUAAGAUGCCUUUAUCUCUCUAUUCUUGUGAAAGCUUGGUGAACUUACAGCUCUACCGCGUAGUCUUGGAUCAUCCGGAAUCUGUUUCCCUGCCCUGUGUCAAGAUUAUGCAUCUUGAUAUGGUCAAGUACGAUGCUGAUUCGACUCUAGAGAGGCUAAUAUCAGGUUGUUCUGUUCUGGAAGAGUUAACCAUAGUUCGUGAUCCCAAUGAUUCUCUACAAGUUGUGUGUGUGCGUUCCAAGUCUCUAAAAAGCUUCAAGAUAGAGUGUGAGCGCUACGAAAGUGAAAAUCAUGUUGUUGAAAUCGAUGCUCCAAGACUCGAGUAUAUGAAUCUUUGUGAUCAUCGAUCUGACAGCUUCAUAAUACACAAUAUUGGCCCCUUUGCAAAGGUAGAUAUUGAUGUUAUCUUUAAUGUGGAAUAUAAUGAUCCAUUGGAACCAGAUGAUUCUUCCAAGAUAGCUAUGCUAGGUAAAUUCCUCACUGGGUUAUCUACGGUCAGCGAAAUGGUCAUAUCUUCUGAUACUCUACAGGUUAUUCAUGAUUACUGCAAAAUGGAACAACUACCUCAAUUCUCUAACUUAUCUCGCUUGCAUGCUUACUUCGAAGAUUCUUGGUGGGAAAUGUUGCCAACCUUCCUUGAGAGCUUCCCAAAUCUACACUCACUCGUCAUGGAAUUUGAUUGCUUUCCAGAUAAAGAGCAGAUUGAUCUUUCAUCUGUACCACGAUGUUUCAUAUCAUCUCUUGAGUUUGUUCACCUAAAGACACCGUUUGUUGUAAACAUGCAAAAGGAAGGGAGACCACUCACAGGAACAUCAAGUAAGAUGAAAUUAGCAAAGUACUUUCUAGAGAAUGGUGCAGCUCUCAAGAAACUGACAGUAAGUGCAAGUUUCUGUAACAUUAUCAACGAAAUCAAAUCGAUUCCAAGAAGCUCUACGAGGUGUCAAGUUGUCAUGGAUUAAUUGAGCCAGCUUACAAGGUCGUCUCUGAUACAUCCAGCUUUGUAUCCGAUGAUCGACAGAGAAUCAAGGCUUGUUUUUCCAGCCAUUAGUUUACAGGUUGAUGGUUUAGUGAACUCUUUUCUCACAGACCAGGUUUCUACGUACUAUAUAUAACACUCUCUCUUGGAGUUGUAAAACAAUGAUAAAACCAGAUGGGCUUUAUUAGAUAAAAUUACCUUAUUUUUAUUGGGAUAA